Molecule: messenger RNA, 1099 nt
Organism: Cavia porcellus (domestic guinea pig)
Lineage: Eukaryota; Metazoa; Chordata; Mammalia; Rodentia; Caviidae
Gene: Tmem225b
Product: transmembrane protein 225B
Exons: 6
Coding region: 256-954 (232 amino acids)
Biological process (GO): negative regulation of phosphatase activity
Source: RefSeq, a predicted model, not a curated record
GCUUUCACUCACUCCUGUGCUCUUGGAAUAUGAGCUGAUUUGUGGGGAAGGGGAAGGAAGUGUCAUCCAUGGCCCUAGUUUUUGAAAAAUUGAGUAAUAAACACAUUUCUUUAUUUACAGACAAGAAAGCUAGGACCCAGGAAAAAGUGACUUAUCCAAAAUUACCCUGCUGGUGAUGGCAGAGCUGGAAUUCGAAUUCAGACCCCACUGACUUUGGACUGCUCCAACUGCUACCAGUCUGUGAGCGAGGCCAAUAUGGCGAACCUACGUGCGGAGGCCGGGCAGGUGAGGCCGACUUUGGAGGACAAAUGCAUGAAGAGAUUCUGCUGGGCCAUUGCCCUGGCCUUGGCCUCCCUGGGCUACCUACUCAUACUGGUGAUCUCCAUCUUUCCCUUCUGGGUACGUCUGGUGGAUGAGGAGUCCCAUGAAGUGUUUUUCAGUGGCCUGUUUGAGAACUGUUUCCAUAUCAGAUGCUUGAAGCCUCGACCUCUAACCAUUUACAUCUUCCUUGGCCGGAUCUUCCUACUCUCUGCGGUUGUCUUGGCUUUCCUCACCAACUUCUUCAUAGUGUCCUUUGCAUCUGACCUCUUGUGGGGGAUCCGGAGGCCCAAUGUCCUGUCAGCCUUCAUCAGCUUCCUCACAGGGACCUGUGCCUUCCUGGCCUUGUUGCUGCAUGCGUUGGAGAUCCGGAAUCUGAGGAUGAAGCCCAGCCCCCCACAGUUCUCCGUGCAGUGGCCUUACUAUGUCCUGUGCCUUGGCAUCAUUCUGUUCCUGCUGGCUGGUGCCAUCUUCCUCUCUCAAGAAGCAACCUGCCAUGACUGCCAUUUGUUGCCCAUUUUCCAGAAUCCUCGGGCGACCCGGGGCAUCUCACACCUGGAGAGGCUGGAGAGUUUGGGAGGAAGACUGAACUGUUUACAAAAGGGGGUACUGCAGCAGAACGAAACAGUUAUCUAGCCCAAGAUACUGUUUCUCUACCCUUCUUCCAGCUGUGUGAAGACAUGCCUGUUGUUUCUGAGUGUCAUGUCAAACCCUCACCCCCAUAUGCACAGCAAUUCUGGCCUGCAUGCAUUUGAAAUGUAUUAAAAGUUCUUCCAACUUU